Molecule: messenger RNA, 2222 nt
Organism: Protopterus annectens (West African lungfish)
Lineage: Eukaryota; Metazoa; Chordata; Ceratodontiformes; Protopteridae
Exons: 7
Coding region: 259-1083 (274 amino acids)
Source: RefSeq, a predicted model, not a curated record
ACACCGUAACUUCCCUUUUUUAAAUGGAGUUCAUGUACAUUACAGCUUGUUACAUACUAAUGAAAAUGGUUUGUUUUUUUAUACUUAGGACUAAUCACGAUAGUGCUGUCCCAUGAUAGUGCACAGAAAGAUCUGAAAAUUGAAGUAGCAUUGGGAACAAAAGUGGUACUGCCUUGCAAUCUAAGUCACCCUUUAAUUGAUUGGCUGUGGAAACCAUUAACCUGCGAUGACAUCAGUGUACCAGUUACCAUCUUUACCAUGACUGCUGUGAGAGAUGAUCAAAUAAAGUAUGAGAGAUUCAAAUACCGUCUUACUGUGGAAUGGGAUAAAGCACACGGUAAUAAAAAUCUUAUAUUAUCAUCAGCUCAAUUGGAAGAUUCUGGAGAAUAUAGCUGUACACAUCAUGGAAAAAAGAACAUAACAACUAUACUAAUUGUGAAAGAAGAAUGCAUUAUUAUAUCCGCUUCUGAAGAAGCAAAUACAGUACAGCUAUCAUGUUUCAGUAACUGCAGCGGUUCAACUAACGCUGAUCUACAUUGGAGCCUAAAUGGAAAACCUCCAGACAUAGUACAAACAAGAAGCAAAACUAAACGACUAGAACUCUGUAAUACUAAAAAUCAUGGUUCAUGGAGAUGCUCAUUGAAAGACAAUAACAAGUAUGCAGAAUAUUGUAUUGGGAUGUCAAGGAAUGGUGCAGGAGACCUCCCUUCAAGCCAUUGUACAAGCAAAGAAUUAGAAACAACUGUAUCUCCAGCUACACCUGCUCCAAAUGCAAUUCGGUGGGAACUGAAGCUGCUUGUGUUGCUUGCUCUGAUUCUCCCUGCUGCUCUCGCUGUGUGGUACUACAUCAGUACAAGACUCAAGAAAAGAAAGAAGUGCAUCUCUCAAACGGAUAUUCAGAAAGUAAAUGGUGAACAUGAAGCAUCAUUACCUGACCAGAUCUCUCCAGGUACAAAAGGACCAGAAACAAAGACAGACACAGAAUAUAUGCAUUAUGCCUCAUUACAGCAUGCUCCAGAGCAAAAAACGAGCUCUAAAUGUGAGGACAUGCCAACAGUGUAUUCUUCAGUGAUGACUAAGUAGAAAUCAUUCAACAUUUACUCUACAAACACUGGUUGUUUUUGGUCAUUGUUCUAAUGUUACACACAAAAAAAAUGACGGUAAUGUAAUGAGAUGAAGACGGUACCUGCAAUUGUUUUCAAGCAAUCACCCCACCCAGGGCUGGCAUUAACAACUGCAGAGCCCAAUUUGGUACGUUUGUUGGGUUCUCAAGCCUCACCCAGCCCCACUGUCUUCAUCUUCAAUAAUUUCCCAGAAAACCUCAAAUGUUAUGAAUGAAAUACCAAAAUCUGUGGUGAAAGUCGGGAUAUUCUGCAAAAUUCUGGACAGUUUUGAGAUGUGGUACUUAAUGCCAAUACUGCAUUUAUGGUAUACCUCUGAACUUUUAUUCAAGAAUUGUGGACAAAGGGAAGAUAAUGUGGAACAAAUGCCUAGAAUCAGGGAUAAUUUUAAAAUAUUGCAUUAAUUAAUUUAAAAAAUCUAGCAGGAUAAUAGGAUUUGCAUCAACAUGCACUUUUUGAACAAUAUGAAAUAUGAAACUCUAAAGUAUGGUAUUAUAGACUGUCUCUAAUUCACAGUAAUUGUGUAGAAAAUUGAAAAUUCUGUGAGGGAUAGGGCAAAAAUAUAAGACAAAGUCAUUCAGGGACAUUUUGUGCCUUCCACUGACCUCUUGAAGGACAGCUGAUUUGUUUUUGUGACAUUGAUGUGCCCAGAGUUUAACUUCAUGGUUUGUUGUUCAACUUUUUCAAAGUGGUCUGCAGAAAUGUGGUUUUACAGUCAAAAGUAUUAAGAUUUGUUCUUUAUUUUUUGUUGUAUACAGCAAGAUUACUUCCCAACAGCUCACUUUUGUUAAUGAUUUGUAGCAUAAAUAUACUUAACUUAUAUUUCAGUAUAUUUUACAAGAACAUAGAAACAGUAAGAACUGUUUGAACCAAGGAUUCUGCAAACUGGAUACCAGUUUUAAUAGCUAUAAAUUAGUUGCUACGAUGAACAUGGAAUACUGUCCCCAAUUUAUCUCAUUGUUUAUACUACUGUCUGUUGAAUUUGUUUUUUUUUUUUAAUAUUCAGUUACUUUAUGUGGAUCAUGUCUCCUUGGUUCUCAACUGAAAAUGGGUGAUUUAAAUCAUUACAAAAAUAAAUAAAAAAAUCUUUGUUGACUGUCA